Molecule: messenger RNA, 6023 nt
Organism: Apus apus (common swift)
Lineage: Eukaryota; Metazoa; Chordata; Aves; Apodiformes; Apodidae
Gene: AFAP1
Product: actin filament associated protein 1
Exons: 18
Coding region: 51-2498 (815 amino acids)
Cellular component (GO): cytosol
Molecular function (GO): SH2 domain binding; SH3 domain binding
Source: RefSeq, a predicted model, not a curated record
GCGCAGAGUCAGCUUUGUGCCGGCAGCCGCGGCAAGACGGCCGGAAAGCCAUGGAAGAGUUAAUAGUUGAGCUGCGCCUGUUUCUUGAACUUCUAGACCAUGAAUAUCUUACUUCCACUGUCAGGGAGAAGAAGGCAGUAAUAACUAACAUUCUUCUGAGGAUACAGUCAUCAAAAGGUUUUGAAAUAAAAGAACAUGUACAGAAGCAAGAAGUUGCCAACAGUUUGCCGGCACCUCCUCAAAUGCCUCUGCCAGAAAUACCUCAGCAGUGGCUGCCACCAGAUAAUGGGCCUCCACCUUUACCAACAUCUUCCCUUCCUGAAGGCUAUUAUGAAGAGGCAGUGCCACUUAGUCCUGGAAAGGCUCCCGAGUACAUCACUUCCCAUUAUGACUCAGAUGCUAUGAGCAGCUCUUACGAAUCCUACGAUGAAGAGGAGGAGGAUGGAAAGGGGAAGAAAAUGAGGCAUCAGUGGCCUUCUGAGGAGGCCUCUAUGGAUCUGGUGAAGGAUGCCAAAAUCUGUGCCUUCCUCCUUAGAAAGAAACGAUUUGGGCAAUGGACCAAACUACUGUGUGUUAUCAAAGAAAACAAGCUACUGUGCUACAAAAGUUCCAAGGACCAGCAGCCCCAGAUGGAGCUGCUCCUGAAUGACUGCAGUAUCACAUACAUUCCCAAAGACAGCAAAAAGAAGAAGCAUGAGCUGAAAAUCUCUCACCAAGGAGCAGAUGCCCUGGUUCUGGCGGUACAGAGCAAAGAGCAGGCAGAACAGUGGCUAAAGGUUAUAAAAGAUGUGUGCAGCAACUUUACAGGAGCAGCAGAUUCUGAUGGGCCCUUGUCAAGUUCUCCAGUGCAUAAGACAGAGCUGGAAAAGAAGUUGUCAUCUGAGAGGCCAAGCUCAGAUGGGGAGGGUACUGUGGAAAAUGGCAUCACCACUGUGUGCAAUGGGAAAGAGCAAGUGAAGAGGAAAAAAAGUUCAAAGUCAGAAGCGAAGGGCACUGUGACUAAAGUAACAGGGAAAAAAAUAACAAAGAUCAUUGGAUUAGGAAAGAAAAAGCCAUCAACAGAUGAACAGACCUCAUCAGCUGAAGAAGAUGUUCCAACAUGUGGGUAUCUAAAUGUGCUCUCAAAUAACCGUUGGCGUGAGCGCUGGUGCAGAGUGAAGGAUAAUAAACUCAUUUUCCACAAGGACAGGACAGAUCUCAAGACACACAUUGUUUCUAUCCCUCUCCGUGGCUGUGAAGUUAUCCCAGGACUGGAUUCGAAGCAUCCUCUGACCUUCCGCCUGCUCCGAAACAGGCAGGAGGUUGCUGUGCUCGAGGCAUCCUCCUCUGAAGACAUGGGCAGAUGGAUAGGAAUUUUGCUGGCGGAAACAGGGUCUUCGACAGACCCUGGAGCUCUACACUAUGACUACAUCGACGUGGAAAUGACGGCAAGCGUCAUCCAGGCUGCCAAACAGACCUUCUGUUUUAUGAACAGACGAGUUAUAUCUACCAGUCCAUACCGGGGAAGCGCUGCCAAUGGCUACGCCUGUCCGAGUGGAAUGGCACUUCAUUACGAUGAUGUUCCCUGCAUCAAUGGAUCGUGGGAACCAGAAGAUGGCUUUCCUUCUUCUCGUAGCAGGAACACUGGAGAAGAAAUGCUUUAUGAUAACGCAGGCCUGUACGAUAACUUGCCGUCUCCAAAAAUCUUUGCGCGCUAUCCGCCAGCUGACAGACAACCCAAUAGGUCUUCUACUGACAAACUCUCCUCUAACCAUUACAAAUACCCUGUCUCAUCCAAUCUGUCUUCUGCUCAGUCUGUCACUAAUACCUCUGCUGUGGGGAGGGGAUCUGGCUCACAGUUUAAAGGCAAGAAGCCUCCUGCGACUGCUAAUGGGCUCACUGGAAAAGGGAGAACUUUAAAUAGCCAGCCCAAGAAAACGGAAUCAGUGUCAUGUGUGAAGCGCACUGCGUCCAAUGCAGAGCAGUACAAAUAUGGCAAGAAUCGUGUGGAGGCAGAUGCAAAAAAGUUACAAAGCAAAGAGGAGGAGCUGCUAAAGAGGAAGGAAGCUCUCAGGAACAGGCUGGCGCAGCUCCGAAAAGAAAGAAAAGAUCUUCGUGCUGCCAUUGAAGUCAAUGCUGGCAGGAAGACACAAGUGAUUCUGGAAGACAAAUUAAAGAAGUUGGAAGAGGAGUGUAAGCAGAAAGAAGCUGAGCGUGUAAACCUGGAGCUAGAACUAACAGAAGUGAAGGAGAGCCUAAAGAAAGCCUUGGCUGGUGGCAUCACACUGGGCUUGGCUAUUGAGCCCAAGUCAGGAACGUCAAGCCCACAGUCUCCAAUUUUCAAGCACCGAACUUUGGAAAACUCUCCAAUCUCCAGUUGUGAUACCAGUGACACUGAAUGCUCGAUACCUGUGAACAGUGCAGCAGCUCUGAAGAGACCUCCCUCGUCAAAUAAUUCUCCAUGCCGAGGCCAUGUCCUUCGAAAAGCAAAGGAAUGGGAGAUGAAAAACGGAACAUAAAUAAUCCACUUGCUUUCCAUAAAGGCCUUACCUAUUAUGGACCAAGACAUGGGCUGCAAAAGACUCAUCUGAAAGGUGGUAUCAAACGGUACAACAUAAGAGGUUUUGUAAUUCUGUUAAGUUAAUGCUAGCUUGGCGCUAAUUCGCCUGUACUCCCUCUACUGUAUUGCUGUGUAACUACAUGUGCCCCUUUUUAUUAGCUGUAACUCUUUAUUUCCAACUUCAAUGGCAAAGAAAAUGAAAACCAAAAAAAACCAAACCAACCCCAGGAUGUAAAAAAGGAGCAUAAAGUCGCGGUUGAAAGUUCACUUUGCUGAAGCAGCACGGCCCAGCAAUGUCAUUUAUAUUGCACAGAUGGGCUGAAUACCACUGAAGGCUGGUGUGGUAAGACUGAUGUGAAAUCGUUAUGGAUAAGAAGUACAGGUAAAACUGACUGAGUGAGCUCUGCCCCAGAGGUGGCUGAGUGAAGUCGUGCUCGUUAGCUGUUGCUUUGCUCAUAGCUGUUCACAUGGCAAAAGAAAACUGAAGAAAUGUAUUCACAGAAAUGGCACAACUUGUUCCAGCUGGGAAGGCAGGAGCUCUUCAGUGCCUCUGUCCUCUACACUGGUGCGAGACUGCGGGAUAACACGACUCAGCUGUGAAGCAUUUUUUUUUAAUGUUUUAGACAGAUGGUUUUAUCAUUCGGGGGAUAAAAAGCUGACAUCCUUUGGGAAAAAAAAAAACAACUAAACACAUUUUAGUGCAUUCUCUUUAUUAUUAUUAUUAUUCCAACGCUCCAGUCAUUUUCAAAGGUCAUGUUGUCAAUGUGUGAUUUGUCCCUGAUUUUUUUAUAAAAGGGAAACAGGUAUUUUUAGGUACUGCUUCUUUUCUAUACGUUUUGAAAAAGAAAACAUAAUUGAAAUUAGUCCUCAACAGAUAAUGGCAACUCAGAAUAGCUUACACAGUCAGUCUUGUUUUGUUUUUUAUAAUAUAGUAUUGUUAAACUUGAGUUAUAGAACACUGCUGUACUUGGUUUCCUUUGUCUUUUCAGACCUCAGCUAUUAUUUUUGGGGAAGAUGGACUGAAAAUAUUAUAAUUUCCAGCAUCUUUUAUAAACAGUUUUACAAAUAAUUGGGGAUUUUGUCAGACAUGAGUCUAUUUCUGUUUACUAGGAAAGAGUGUCUUGCAUUUUAUUGUGUAAAAUUAUAGAAAUCUGUUCUGGUCUCCAUCUAUGUCACUCCUCCUAACUUACAUGCAGUAAAUAGCCAACUAAAGUCCUUCAAAAUCUCAAGAUUGGCUUUAAAAUCAGGAGAGAGUGAGAAGGGAAAAAAACAUAUGAGUUGAGUUUGUUCCAUUUUUUUCCCUAAUUUUUUUUUUUUUUAAGCCUUUGGAGAGCCUUCAAUCACAUUAUCAAGAUUUUUUUCCUCUUCAACUGUGAGGACUAGAAAAUUACUUUAAUUAAAAAAAUUAAAAUACUACUCAAAUGUCAAGAAAAUCACAGAUGUUAGGACUGGAGUCUUGAUAAUUAGUUAAGACUUGCAAUUAAAAGCACAGAAGUUGGCAAGACAGCAGUUACCAAGGGUCAGCAUUGAUAGUUUGAGGACCAGCCUGUAAUUUGUCUCUUACCUUUAAGAACAGGUGUAACUCCUGAAGGAUACACUGGGAUUCCCAGCUGAGCUGGAUGCCAGAGGACUUCCCUCAGGAGCUGGUGGGAUUUGAAGGUACAGAUCUAUCAUAAAGACCUGGUAGCUACUAGGACACAGGGCUGUGUCCUGUUUCCAAAUGCAGUUUGUGCCAGAGAUCCCACUGACAUUCACAGAAUAGAAAUGGGGCCCCACAUGAGCAAAGGAUCUUUGUUUCCUGGGACUACACUUUGUACAAAGUGCUGCAGGAAUGCAGGUGCAGUAGAGAAGCAAGUGUCAGCAUGGUUUUCACUGAAAACAGGAUUUUCUAUUAUUAUUUUAGGUCGUCUGCUUACUUAGUAACUCUAAAAAUGGAGGGCACGUUCUAUGCUGUAAGACCGUGGAAUAAACAGUAUCAAGUUCCCAUAAAUAUUAGCAGAAACAAAUUUGAAGCAAAAGUAAGUUCAUUUAGGCUUUUAUUUCAAAUUAAGUUAUUUAUUUGUAUAUUUCAAUAAAUAUUUAAUUUAUAUCUGUACAUAUUUAUGAUGCAAAUUAGGCUUCUAGUCAACAUUUGCAAUGAUAUAACAGUUGCCAUGAAGAAGUAAUGCAGAGUAGUCAAAAGCCAAAUCACUCGGUUUGUUUACCCAAUAUUGGCAUCGUAUCUUUCACCCCCGAUAUCUCAUGGAAAAUAAAAUAAAAUCCUUGGCCAGGAGAGGUUUUAAUCCAUGCCUGAGACAGAAAUGUGUAAAUUUCUGUCCAAGGAGCCGGAAAUGACAUGGUGCUGGGGCUGUGCACACAACCGCGGUGCCGCAGCCGCCGGUCGCCCUCAGCACCUCUGGCAACAUGAAGCAUCUUUCACACCUCCAGCAAAGGCUCCACGAAGCCACCACUGCCUCCAAGCCAGCACGAACUGCAGUUGUAGAAGUACAUUGGUACCAUUGCACUUUGCAUUAGUCUAUAUAAAGGCCAAGGUUUUGAAAGCUGAGGCAAACAAAAAGCUUUGGGAAACAACCUCUCCAUAGACAACAUUCAGUGCUGGGAAAUACAUUCUGUUCUGUCGAAUAGUACUGUUGCUGUACAACUUUUUAUAAAAAGCAACAGAGCUUCCUUUUCACCAUUUUCAGCUUUCAGGAUCGCCAGGCAAAGUCAGCAAUAGAGCAGCAUGACUUUUGUUUUAAAGGAAAACUCUUGUAUUUUAAACCAUUGCAUUUCUAUGUCUUUUAAGAAAAUGUAACACUUGUGCUUCCUCAACAACCUCCUGUUACUCCAGGUGCUUUUUUUUUUAAUUAUUUUUUUAAAUGUGUGAUACUUUAAAAAAAAAAAACAAACAACACAUCAUAACUUUGGGGAUCAAAGGUGUUUUUUUAAUGACAUGAUUGUGGUAAUUUGAUUUUUCAAGUGGAGAAUACUUAAUUUAGUAUCAAUUUUUGUUAAAAGACACUUUCAAAUUAAUUGGCCCAGGCUGUAUGUUGUAAGAUAAUGUUCUCAUAUUAAGAAUGUAAUUAUUUCCUUAUUGUAUUUUUUAAAAAAACAAAAUCAUAUUUAAAAAUCUCUGUGGAAAAAAAAAAAAAAACAUGAAAGAAACAUGAAAAAAGUUUUUGUUUUAUUUUUGUUAUCGGAUAUGUUGGCAGUGCCCAUUAUAAUUGACUGUAAAUAUAGUCUUUCUACUGGUUUUCUCAAUGUAUUUAAGUUUUGUGACACACAUUCAUGGAUACUUCUGUUAAAAAAAAAAAUAAAAAAAUUAAAAACUAACAAAAAACACAAAAAAAUCCUCCAAAAUAGACCCACUUAGAAAUGUGUGUCUUAGUAGCUUCAACUACCUUUAUGCCUUUCUAGUUUAUUCUUCAGAAAGUCUUGCAGAGUGUGAAAAAAGACUGGCACCUGGUAGGUGUGACAGAUGCAAAAUCAUUAUUAAUAAAGUUAC